Molecule: messenger RNA, 4655 nt
Organism: Poeciliopsis prolifica (blackstripe livebearer)
Lineage: Eukaryota; Metazoa; Chordata; Actinopteri; Cyprinodontiformes; Poeciliidae
Gene: chst14
Product: carbohydrate (N-acetylgalactosamine 4-0) sulfotransferase 14
Exons: 2
Coding region: 574-1695 (373 amino acids)
Biological process (GO): dermatan sulfate proteoglycan metabolic process; carbohydrate biosynthetic process
Cellular component (GO): membrane
Molecular function (GO): sulfotransferase activity
Source: RefSeq, a predicted model, not a curated record
CGUUGGGUGAUCCUUGAUCUGAAAUGUGGGAUGACAAGCUGGGAAACUACAUUUCCCAGAAUCCCAGAAGCUGUUUACGGUGGUCUGCUGUUGACUCGCUGCUCAAAUAUAAACAUUCCUGGCUGUCAACACACGUUACAUUCACACUCUAGAGACGUUUUCUGUCUGCGCUUUAUUAAAGGCUUAAAAUGGUUUUAGUUCAGCGACCGUUUCCGGGGUUUUAUUUUGAAAUUACUGACGCGCGGAUUUGUUAAAAGUAAAAAGCGAGAGAAAGCGGGCAGAGAGGACUGGGGACGUGACGCACUCCACCCAGCGUGGCGUGUAUUUAGAGCGGGUUCUCCACAAGUCGUGCGAAUGCUUUCCCGGGAUUUUAUUGUGAAAGUCCGCACAGGAAUUUGGCAAAACGCGCUUGGAAACUGACUUGGAGCCUUGAAAUGGGUACGUGGUAGGUACCGAGUGGAAACUUCCACACAGAACUGCCAGCCUUUAAAAGUAAAAGGGAAAAAAAAAAGAAGAAACAAACAAAACAAAAAAGCUGGCGGACGCCGGAAAGACGAGCAGGACGCGGUCACGAUGCUUCCACGCAGGCAGGACUACGGGAAGAGACGGAGCGACGGCGUGCGGAGCGGCUCCGUUAUCGGCUUCCGGAGCGCGGGGAGCCCGGGCUCCGGCCGCCGCGGCUCCGCCGUGCUGCCCUCGGUGCUCACCUUCCUGGUGAUCGUAGCCUCCGGAGGCCUGCUGCUCAUGAUAGAGAAAGGAAUGCUGAACAGCGUGGAGACGCCGUCUCCCCGGGGCAGCGCCAGGCGGCUGGAGCUCCUCGGCGAGACCCGAAAACGCGGCGCAGGCGGCGCCGACGAGGACUCCCAGAUCCUCCAGGAGAUCCGCAACCGCACCAUCAGGACCAUGUGCAGCCAGAAGAACAUGCCCCACAGCAUCUGGUCCCUGAGCCCCCUGCAGAGGAAGACGGUGCUGCAGCACAUCCUGGUGAAUGACGAGUACCGCUUCCUCUACUGCUACGUGCCCAAAGUGGCCUGCUCCAACUGGAAGAGGGUCCUGAAGGUCCUGAGCGGAGCCUUGGAGAGCGUGGACGUCAACAUCAAGAUGGACCACCGCAGCGACUUGCUGUUUUUAUCCUCUCUGAAGCCGGAGGAGAUCCGCUACCGCCUCAAGCACUACUUCAAGUUCAUGUUCGUGCGGGAGCCCAUGGAGCGGCUGCUCUCCGCCUACAGGAACAAGUUCGGGGAGAUCGAAUCCUACCAGAAAAAGUACGGCGCGGAGAUCGUGAAGCGCUACAGAAAGGGCGGUGCCAAGGAUGCGUCCGUGACGGGAGACGACGUGACCUUCGGAGAGUUUGUCCGCUACUUGUUAGACGAGGACGUGGAGCGCAUGAACGAGCACUGGAUGCCCAUUUACAACUUGUGCCAGCCCUGCGCCGUUUCUUAUAACUUCAUAGGCUCUUAUGAGCACCUUGGAAGGGACUCGGAGUACGUGCUCCAGCGCAUCGGCGCGCCGCCGUUUGUUCACUUUCCGGAGAGGCAAACGUGGUACAAGCCCGUCACCACACAAACGUUACACUACUACUUGUGCACGUUGCCGCAGAAGCUACUCAGGGAACUCCUGCCGAAGUACAUUUUAGACUUUUCUCUGUUUGCUUACCCCCUCCCAAACACAACCUCUGAGCACUGCCGACAUUAAUAGAUGUUCCGUUUCCUGGUUUAAGUGUUUAUAUAUAUAUAUAUAAAUUCAUUUUAUAUUAUUUUUAUUCCUAAGGAAAAAAAACUAUUUUGAGAGACAGUAAACAUGUACUUCUGAUGUCACACCAACCACUAAAGCUUCAAAAAUGAAGAGGAGAAAAAUGUCACUGAAACUUGAACUGUUACAGCAAAUCGGUCACAAUAGACGAAAACACAGUUUCAGCUAAAGUUCAUUACUGGCAAGAAUCUUAGUACUUUAGUUAUUUUAAGUAGUUUGAACUGUUGUUAUUGUCAGGUUGGAAUGCUGAAGCAACGUUCGGCUUGAGAGAAAAAUCAAACAAACGUAAUAUAUUUUCUGUAAACCGCUAAUAAUCUAGCUGCUUAGAAUCAACCAGCUGGAUUUGCCCGUUCUUUUAACUUGGUGUUAAAGUGGUUUUCUAGCACCAACCUGAUCAUUAACAUCGUCUGAAAACUAUCAGUAGGGCUGAAGUUGGAUUGUUGUACUGUGAGAAUACUCGCAUAUCUUAAUUUCAAACAAUUUGCUGAUUUGAGGUGAAGUUUGAAGGUAGUUCACCUUUCAUCUGUAAUCCACCUAAUUUGUGCAACACACCAAUACCCUUCAAAAUUUCUCUAUCGUUACUGAUAAGAGGACCAGCAGUAUACCAGAACCAACUUGAAGGCUAUAUAUACCCUGUUGCCAAGGUGCAUCUUGUUAAGAGACAUUUGACCAAAUAUUAUGGGAUGCAUUUUGUACAAUUGUGAACAUGUUUAGAUUAGAAGAAAAAAAAAAAAACCCUAAAAGUUUAGAUUUUUGGCACCUAAUUCUGUUCUAAAAUUAAUUUCGGUGCAUGUUGUGUUGCCAAAAACUAAAUUACAGAACUUUUACAAUUUUAAGUCAAUCUAAUGUCCUAAUCUGUCCUAAUCUUGGACAGCGAUGUCCCUCCCCUCUUAACUUCUCAUGGAGCAUUAAACUAUUUACCAUCUAAUCAAACUGACAAACUUUUUUUAUCAUAAUGUACACCAUUUCUUUUUUGUAUUAUAUAUUUUUAAAAUCCUUUUAUUUUACAAAUAAUUUAUUAAAAUAUAUAUAUAAAAACAAAAGUAUUAAGUAUAAUCCACAAUACUCAACAUUUCAAUACUGAAGUGCUUGAGGUUAGGAAUGCAAUUCAUUUUUAGACAUGUUUGAUCUGUGAAUGUACCUGAUGCCAACGGCGUGUAAGUCGAGUUAGAAUAGAAAAAAAAAAGUUUCACAGCAGCUUUUUUCCCCAUAUCCUGAGACAUUGUUUAAGUAAACUUUAGCACCAGCGAGGUAUGCUGCAGGCUACUUCAUGCCAUGGUCUGUGGAAGCCUUCAUACUUCAUGUCCAGACUUAAACUUCAAGUGUUUAUCUGACUCACUGCAACUUCACUUGUCGUUAGCCGUUAAUCCUUGAAGCUAACACUCCUAAAAAGGAGAAAGGGGAGGGGGACGAAAGAAAGGGUUGCAGCAUUUAGGGUUUAAACAUAAUAAAAAUGUGUCACUUGCAAUUUGAAACAAUGGAUGUUAUGUAAAAAAAAAAAAAAAAAAAAGUUUAUGACCUUCAUCCUGAUCAAACCAUACUUGUCUGAGUGUUCAUGACUUCGGAGGACGGAGCGUUCCGCUGACGUGUAGUGAGAGCCGCUGGAUGAGUUCUGGAGAGGCGAGCUUUGCAGAGACGAAAAUGACAAACCCUGUCUGCGCAUCUCCUGAACCGCUCUUUCACUGACGAGAGAGGGACAAAGCCACAAAUGUUAGGAUUAAACCUUUAAUCUCCAUUCAUUUACAUUCUUGUUCAUGGGGCUGCAGGUACAGCAAUGCUGAACCAAACAUUACGAGCCAAAUAUUAGAAUCUACAAGUAUUAAAAUCUAUAGAGAUUAGUAAAUUGGGUGAUUGUCAAAAACUAUAUUUGAGAUGUAUUCAUUUAACUUCUGACUGACCAAACUAAAUUUACAGAUAACAUUUGAGGGGGAAACCCCCCCACCCAUUUUCAACAUAUAAUAUUUAAUAAAUAAUACAAAAAUAGACCCAUUUUGCAUUUAAUUAAUUCAACACAGUGAGAAAGUACAAACCUAAGAAAUCCCUAAACAUUUACAUCAGGAUCGCCCAAGAUGAUCCAUUUUAUGUCUCUUAAAAUACAUCAUGCUUUAUGCAUCUACAAGUUAAAUGAACUUUUAUACUGAAUGUAGAAUUUUUCUGCAUGAACUAAUGAAACUCCAAUCCUGGACAAUAAACACUCUUCAACUUGUAGAAACAACAGCAGGACUUCUCCCACUUCAAUGUAAACAGGGAUUUGUCAGUGAGGUCAAAAUCUAAACAGCGUACUUCUCCAAAUAGAACAGUGAUGCUUUUCUAGAUUCCCCUCUUUAAAAGUGAAAGUUAAAAUAAUCACCUAAAAAUUCUUUUUUUUUUAAUUCACACAAUUGCAAGAAAAGUUCAGACUUUUAUUUUUGUAAAAGUUUUCACACAUUUCCUGUUAGAAUUCUACAUUUUCCAGGAUAAAAUCUUCAAAGCAUUCUGCGCUUUUUAGUCAUUUUUAAAGUAGGAGUAAAGGAGGCUCGCUAUAAAUGUACGCCAGAUAUUCUUGCAGUGGUCAGGAUGAAAAAAAGAAAACUGAUCAGACAGGUAAAAAAGUGAUGGACGGACUGACUGCUUCAAAAGCAGAUGGAUAAGGUCGACUUGAGAGACAUAUAGAUUAAUUGGAUGACAACUGAUAAGAAAAAUUGAUUGAAAACAAGGAUGGAUCAACAUACACGACGGAAACAUUUAGAUUUCCAAACCUGAAAAAUACUCUUAUAAAAUUCCAAACUUUUCCAGGCUGUGUUGGGAGUUCUUUUUUUUUUAGUAAGUUUCAAUACUGAAAUAUUACUUCCAAGUGUUAGCAGAUGAUGCGACAGUGAAAGUUUUUCUCCCCCCCAAUAUAAAUAAACUCACCGUUCAAAGCG